CAUACACACAACUAAAACUACACGAUUUACGGAAAUGUAUGUACAUAAUGACAACAAAUCGUUUAAUCUGAAUUUUAAUGUAUCGUUUUUCGUUAUAAAUACGAGUGGGUCAUACCGAAAAGGGCACACAGAGCGCACCUAAGCUUCGAUCGUAACGUAGCGUUAAUUUCAUAGCCGAAUACGUAUCCGUAUGUUUUAAGCGUCAAACGUUCUACGAAGAUUGUGUUAGGAGCGUAAAUCCGUGUCGUCAAUAACCAAUACAUCAAUCAGUUCAACCGUUUUGUUUUUUUAAUAAAGUGAAAACAAAAAUCGUCGAAGAUGGAUUUAGUAGAAAUGUUUGAUUAUUAUUGGUAUCAAAAAGCCGAUCCCAGAAUAAGCAGUUUACCGCUUAUGCAAUCCCCCAUUAUCCUUCCUGCUAUCCUCUUUUCUUAUUUAUACUUCAUCUUAAAAUGUGGGCCGAAGUUUAUGAAGGACAGAAAACCGUACAAUCUUAAAACCUUUAUAAAGUGGUACAACAUCUUUCAAAUCGUCAGCAAUGCAAUCGUAGUGCAACAGUUUAUCAGUGCGGGUUGGUUCACAGAAAUAACGGUAUUUUGCGAACCAGUAGAUUUCUCUAACACCCCGAAGAACAUGAAGAUAGUUUAUACACUAUGGUUCGGGUUAAUAACCAAAAUCGUUGACCUCUUCGAAACGGGAGUGUUUGUACUGAGGAAAAAGAACAGACAAAUUUCGUUCUUACACCUGUACCAUCACGUAUCAACACCUUUAUUAGUUUGGAGUGUAACGAGAUACGUCCCAGUCGCAGCAGCAUCGUUCCCAAUGCUAGUGAACUGUGCCGUACAUGUGAUCAUGUACUCGUAUUAUUUAUUGAGUUCGUUUGGAGAAAAAUGGCAGAGGAUACUUAAUCCAAUCAAACCACUGAUAACUAUCACACAAAUGGCGAGUACUAAUAAACUAGUUAAAGUAAGGUUCGAAAGAUUUUUGGCCUCACUGUCAUAGUAGAAAUAUCAACGUUCAGUCCGACGCAUGAUAAUUUAUUAUUUCAAGAAGAUACCAGAAACUUUUGAGCUUUACCACAUAUAUUUGUGAUGUUUAAUUUGUUUACAUAUUCAUUC
Osmia lignaria (orchard mason bee) is the source of this 1115-nucleotide messenger RNA. NCBI's taxonomy places the organism in Eukaryota, Metazoa, Arthropoda, Insecta, Hymenoptera, Megachilidae. The record is from RefSeq and is a predicted model, not a curated record.